AUGGAUAAGGACAGCACAAACCUGGCUGACCAGCAGUAUGAAUGUGUGGCUGAGAUUGGGGAAGGAGCCUACGGGAAAGUGUUCAAAGCCCGAGACUUGAAGAACGGAGGUCGCUUUGUUGCGCUGAAGCGGGUACGGGUGCAGACCAGUGAGGAGGGCAUGCCGCUGUCCACCAUCCGAGAGGUGGCAGUUUUGAGGCACCUGGAGACGUUCGAGCACCCCAACGUGGUCAGAUUGUUUGAUGUGUGCACCGUGUCACGAACAGACAGAGAGACCAAGUUAACAUUAGUGUUUGAACACGUGGAUCAAGACUUGACUACUUACUUGGACAAAGUCCCAGAGCCUGGAGUGCCUACUGAAACUAUAAAGGAUAUGAUGCUUCAGCUGUUUCGGGGACUGGAUUUUCUGCAUUCACAUCGUGUGGUGCAUCGGGACCUGAAACCCCAAAAUAUCCUUGUAACCAGCAGCGGGCAGAUAAAGUUAGCUGACUUUGGCCUUGCACGAAUCUACAGUUUUCAGAUGGCUCUUACCUCAGUGGUCGUUACUUUGUGGUAUAGAGCUCCUGAAGUUUUGCUUCAGUCCAGCUAUGCAACACCAGUUGAUCUUUGGAGCGUUGGCUGCAUAUUUGCAGAAAUGUUCCGUCGAAAACCACUCUUCCGUGGAAAUUCAGAUGUUGAUCAGCUAGGAAAAAUCUUUGAUGUAAUUGGACUCCCAGAAGAAGAGGACUGGCCUAAUGAUGUUGCCCUUCCAAGAAACGCUUUCACUUCCAGACCCGCACAACCUAUUGAAAAAUUUGUACCAGAUAUUGAUGAACUGGGCAAAGACUUGCUUCUUAAAUGCUUAGCGUUCAAUCCAGCCAAGAGAAUAUCUGCCUAUGUUGCCCUCUCUCACCCAUAUUUCCAUGAUCUGGAGAAAUGCAAGGAGAAUCUGGACUCUCACAUGUCAUCCAGCCAAAACUCCAGUGAGGUGAAUGCAUCAUAAUGCUGACUGAAGAUGAACCAUAAAUGAACAAGACGUGUAGCUGACAAGGCCACUGUCCCAUACAAACCACAUAGCUGUUCUAGUGAAGACCGUUACUUGGAGGUUUUAUGCACUUAUCUUUUAUUUUGGGAUUGUCAUGUGCUUAUCUAAGGAAAUCAAUCUAGUUUACUUUCAUGAGAGCAACACAAGGGCCAGGGCUUUGACCUGCUCCCAUUGCAGCUUUAUGUUUGUUUUGUUUUUGUUUUGUUUAUCUACCUGGGAAAACUCCAGACGAAGAGAAGCUGCUGACCAGUUUUGCUGCCAUUUUAUGCUUUUAAUAUUGAAUGCUGCC
Pygoscelis adeliae (Adelie penguin) is the source of this 1312-nucleotide messenger RNA. RefSeq names its product cyclin-dependent kinase 6 (gene CDK6). Gene Ontology annotation, molecular function: cyclin binding; cyclin-dependent protein serine/threonine kinase activity; ATP binding. The transcript has 7 exons. NCBI's taxonomy places the organism in Eukaryota, Metazoa, Chordata, Aves, Sphenisciformes, Spheniscidae. Gene Ontology annotation, biological process: signal transduction; cell dedifferentiation; regulation of gene expression. The record is from RefSeq and is a predicted model, not a curated record. The coding region runs from base 1 to 981 and encodes 326 amino acids. Gene Ontology annotation, cellular component: cyclin-dependent protein kinase holoenzyme complex; cytoplasm; nucleus.